AUGACGGAUCCUGUGGUAUUGCAAUCCGCUGUACGAGUGCCGACGCCUCCCCCAGGCGAGUCGCAACCUUCAGCUUCACGCAAGCGGUCUCCUCCCUCUCGUUCUCCGUCUCCGAAUCGUCGCCGUUCGGCCCCGGGUGAUGCAUUGAAGCAGGAUGGGGAUGCACCUCGUCUGGACGAUGAGCGUGCACGGGAAAGAGAACGCCAGCUCGCCGAACGGGUUCGCGAACACGAGAAGAAAGAAGCCGCGCGAAAGCCCAUGACGGAUGAGGAGAAGCAAGCGUCAGCCAAGGCAGAGUACGAGAAAUUGUUGAAUAUGCGCUCCGGUGGUACAUAUAUUCCUCCUGCCCGACUGCGCGCCCUGCAGUCACAGAUCACGGACAAGUCCAGCAAAGAGUAUCAGCGGAUGGCAUGGGAAGCCUUGAAGAAGUCGAUCAACGGCCUUAUCAACAAGGUGAACGUGUCGAACAUCAAGUUCAUUGUUCCAGAGCUUUUUGGUGAGAACUUGAUUCGCGGACGUGGUCUGUUUUGCCGGAGUAUCAUGAAGGCUCAGGCCGCCAGUUUGCCGUUUACUCCGAUCUACGCUGCGAUGGCCGCCAUUGUCAACACCAAACUGCCCCAAGUUGGCGAAUUGCUCCUCUCCCGAUUGAUCGUCCAGUUUCGAAAAGCAUUCAAGCGGAACGACAAAGCCGUCUGUAUUUCCUCUACCACCUUCAUCGCACACCUUUGCAACCAGCAGGUCGUCCAUGAAAUGUUAGCCGCCCAGAUCCUCCUCCUUCUCCUUCACAAGCCUACGGACGAUAGCGUUGAAAUUGCCGUCGGUCUUACACGAGAGGUGGGGCAGCAUUUGGAGGAGAUGAGCGGGCCUAUUGCGCUGGCGGUCUUCGAUCAAUUCCGCAACAUCCUACACGAGGCCGAUAUCGACAAGCGUGUACAGUACAUGAUCGAAGUUCUGUUCCAAGUUCGCAAGGACAGGUACAAGGAUAACCCAGCGGUUAGAGAGGAUUUGGAUCUAGUGGAAGAGGAGGAUCAAAUCACCCAUCGCAUUGGUCUGGACGAUGAGAUUGAAACCCAGGAUGGUCUCAACAUCUUCAAGUAUGAUGAGCAGUGGGAAGAACACCAAGAGGCGUAUGCGCGAUUGAAAGCAGAGAUCUUAGGAGAGGGUAGCGAGGAUGAAGAUGAUGAAGACGAAUCCGACGUGAGCUCGGAUGAAGAGGAGGAUGAGGAGAAGAAGAUGGAUAUCAAGGAUCAAAGCAACACAGAUCUCGUCAACCUUCGACGGACCAUUUACUUGACAAUCAUGUCGAGUAUUGACUUUGAAGAAUGCUGUCACAAGCUGAUGAAGGUCUCGCUACCACCUGGCCUGGAGCCAGAGCUUCCAUCCAUGAUCAUUGAGUGUUGCUCUCAAGAGCGCACAUACUCGAAGUUCUAUGGAUUGAUUGGAGAACGCUUCGCCAAGAUCAAUCGUCUCUGGUCGGACUUGUUUGAGGCUGCGUUCGCCAAAUACUAUGAUACGAUCCAUCGGUACGAGACGAACCGGCUUCGCAAUAUCGCCUGCUUCUUUGGCCACAUGCUCAGCACUGACGCAAUUGGCUGGCAUGUGAUGUCUAUUAUACACAUGAACGAAGAAGAAACGACAUCGAGCAGUCGUAUCUUUAUCAAGAUUCUCUUCCAGAACCUGGGAGAGCAUCUUGGACUGCCCAAGCUGCGGGCGCAGAUGACGGAUGAGAUCCUUCGGCCCAGUUUCGAAGGUCUCUUCCCUCUGGACAACCCACGCAACACACGGUUCUCCAUCAACUACUUCACCAGUAUCGGUUUUGACCGGAGCCGCCCGCACUACCGCCGGCUAGGGACGCAGAUUCGGAUACAGAGUCGGUCAGCAGUCGUUCAUCUUGCUCGACCUGCACAGGGCCCCGCCACUCUCGCUCCCGAUCCAGAUCCAGGUCCUACUCGUACUCCCGGUCGCCAUCGCCGAGCCGUGGGCGGUCCUACACACGGUCUCUGUCCCGGUCGUCUCGGGGACGAAGCUACAGCUACACCCCUUCCCGCUCCCGCUCCCGCUCUCGCACCCCUCCAACAAGAUCCCGCCGCCGCUCUGUUUCCUACAGUCGAUCCUCAAGCCGGUCCGUAUCGCGGACACCGCCCCGACGAGGCCGAGCUCGCUCCUACGACUCACGGGAUUCGCGAAGCCCAAGUCCCUACCGCUCACGGAAACGCUCGCCGUCUCGAUCAAUCACCCCACCUCGAAAGCGGAGCUACUCUCGCUCGUUGUCACGGUCUGUCACACCGCCUCGACACGGAGCUGCGGCACCUAAAGGCAGACGCUACUCAGUUAGUGUAUCACGGUCACCGCCACGUCGCCGUGGUGGAGGUGCUCGGGAUGAUUCCCGCUCGCCUAGCCCUCCACCACGCCGGAGAAGAUAUUCAGACUCGGUGUCACGGUCUCGCUCGCCACCGCCUCGUCGGAGUCGCAGGUCGCCUUCGAGGAGUCCAGCUCGGCGGGAGGGGAGAGGUCGCGCGAGUGACCAUUUUCAGUCCAGGGAUUAAGAAGCAGGAUCUGCAUGGAUGA
Aspergillus chevalieri is the source of this 2568-nucleotide messenger RNA. It is a transcript of the gene CWC22, whose product is annotated as pre-mRNA-splicing factor cwc22. Gene Ontology annotation, molecular function: protein binding; RNA binding. The transcript is spliced from 2 exons. Gene Ontology annotation, cellular component: catalytic step 2 spliceosome. Bases 1 to 2568 code for a protein of 855 amino acids. Gene Ontology annotation, biological process: mRNA splicing, via spliceosome. NCBI's taxonomy places the organism in Eukaryota, Fungi, Ascomycota, Eurotiomycetes, Eurotiales, Aspergillaceae. The record is from RefSeq and is a predicted model, not a curated record.